AUGGCACCUGCUGGCAGGGCUGUUGUUGUGCUAGCGCUCUCGUUGCUGUACUUAUGCGGCACUAUCAUUUCCACCGAAUAUUUUUCCACGCUCGCGUUCCUUAACGGGGAGUUUAACGAGCGCGGCUGCGGACCGUCGUCCGAGUGGGAGGAGUAUUCUCCGGACUGCGAUCCCAACGUUCUCCAGCUGGAGGAUCCGGACUGCGAGGACGGCAGCAGCGCGGCCUGUGAGUCGGUCUUCUCUCUGAACGCAGAGAAGAUUCUGAGCCAGGCUAGGCUGUUUGUGGAGCAGCGCCGCUUUCCGUUCCCCGUCGAUGACCACAACACCAACGAGGAGCUCGCCAUAGGAUACGUCCUCAUCGGCAACGGGCUCUACGAUGAAGCCAUCAAACACUUCUCCCUGUUACUGCAGGGCGAUCCAGAGCUGGUCAGUGCCAUAUACGGGAGAGGGAUAGCCUACGGCAAAAAGAGCUUGCAGGACAUAAAGAAUGCUGACUUGGCUCUGUAUGAGCUAAGCAGAGUGAUCACACUGGAGCCCAACAGGCCAGAGGUGUACGAACAGAGAGCGGAGAUUCUCUCUCCUCUUGGACGGAUUAGUGAAGCUCUGAGCGAUCUCACUAAAGCCAUCCAGCUGCAGCCUUCAGCACGACUUUACCGCCACCGAGGAACCCUCCUCUUUAUUUCAGAGGACUACGUCGCUGCUAUGGAGGACUUCCAGCAGUCCCUGGAGCUGAAGAGGAACCAGCCGAUUGCCAUGCUCUAUAAAGGCCUCACCUUCUUCCACAGGGGCCUGCUUAAGGAGGCCAUUGAGACAUUCAAAGAAGCGCUGAAGUUGAAGUCAGACUUCAUCGAUGCACACAAAAGCCUGGCUCAGGCAUACAGGGAGUUGGGUGAUUUUGACAGCGCCAUGGAAAGUUUCCAGAAAGCUCUGCUCCUGAAUCAGAAUCAUCUUCAGUCCCUGCAGCUCCGAGGGAUGAUGCUGUAUCAUCACGGCAGCCUGCAGGACGCCAUCGGCAACUUCAAGAGAUGCCUGCAGCAGGAGCCGUAUAACGAGGUGUGUCAGUACAUGAAGGGUCUGAGUCACGUGGCCAUGGGACAGUUCUACGAAGGCAUCAAGGCUCAGACUAAAGUCAUGCUCAAUGAUCCACUGCUGGGCCAGAAAGCCAGCUCGGAAUAUCUCAAAGUCAAAUACCUCAGAGAAUACUCUCGAUAUUUGCACUCUCACCUGGACAUCCCUGUGGCAGAAUACAACGUGGAUCAGGAUCUUCCAGGGAACUUUAAGAACCACUGGGCUAAAAAUCUGCCCUUCCUCAUAGAGGACUAUGAAGAGCAGCCUGGACUGCAGCCGCACAUAAAGGAUGUUCUACCUCAGGAUUUUGACAGUUACUCUCCGGAGGUGCAGAAGCUGAUCUGUACGGCGGAUCAUCUCGGCACGCUCAUGCAGUACAACACGUCAGGGUUCCUGUCCAACCAGCGCAUCCAAAGAGCCAUGGGUCUGGCCACCAUCGAGGUGAUGCAGGCGAUGCAGCGGACGUGGAGUAACUCGAAAGUGCGCGUCAACGGCAAAACCAGGCAGCUCCAGUGGAGAGACAUGUUCGACAUCGCUGUUAAAUGGAGGAGGAUUGCUGAUCCAGAUCAGCCUGUGCUGUGGUUGGAUCAGAUGCCAGAACGGAGCCUGAGCAGAGGAUUUAAUAACCACAUCAACCUCAUCAGGGGCCAGAUCAUCAACAUCAGAUAUAUGGAAUACUUUGGCAGCAUCCUCGACUUCAUCAAAGACAGAAUAUUAGUGUAUCACGGCGCGUAUAAUCCACGAGGAGUGCAGGAAGUGAAACAGGCUCUGGAGAACGUCAACAAAGUGGAGGACCUGCUGCCUAUAAUGAAGCAGUUCAACAGUAAAACGAGAGACGGGUUCACGGUGAACUCGAAGGUGCCGAGUAUGAAGGAUCCUGGGACCGAGUACGACGGCUUCACAAUAACCAUUACAGGAGACCGUGUGGGAAACAUGCUGUUUUCAGUGGAGACUCAGACCACAGAGGAGAGGACACAGCAGUACCAGUCCGAGAUCGAGGCUCUUUAUAAAGACCUGACGGCUAAAGGCAAAGCACUCAUGCUGUCCUCUGAGCUAGGGGAUUCGGAUGCGGUGUGUAACCUCGUCCUCUCUCUGGUGUAUUAUUUCUGUAACCUCAUGCCCCUGUCCCGAGGCUCCAGCAUCGUGGCCUACUCCGUGGUGAUGGGAGCUCUGAUGGCGAGCGGGAAAGAAGUCGUAGGCAGAAUUCCAGCUGGGAAGCUGGUGGAUUUCGAAGCCAUGACCACUCCGAGCCCCGAUCGCUUCACCAAAACGGCCAAAAGCUGGAUGAACUUGAAGAGCCUGCCCAGUUGGUACCAGAACCUUCCGUCUGUAGCCGAGACGUUCCAGUUCGCCAGAACCAUGAUCGAGGUCCUGAACACCGACUCGUCCUCGCACUGUCCCAAAAGAUCUUAAAGGCCGUCUCUGUCCUUUCUGCUCGUUCUCUCAUUUCUCUUCUCGGUCUUCCAUUAUAAAGAUCUGUAUCAGAGUCUUAAUUAACCCCUGAAAAAGGUAAACCCCGCCCCUCCCCCUGCCCCCUCCCCCGUUUGCGCACAUCAGCCUCUCCUCAUAAAAGGGCUCAAUUAUUAGCUGAUGAUUUUCAGGAAAAAUACACAACUGUGCAGAACAUGGUGUGUUCAGAAGCAGGAUUAUUGAAAUACUUGAUUACUAAUGAGGAAUUGAAGUGAAGCCUUGGAAGUAAAUACGUUUUUUUUUUUUUUUUUUUUUUUUUUUGGGUGCUCCGGGUGUUCGAGUGACACUCGACAUCAUCACUGACUUCGUAUUACUGUGAACUUGAAGGAAGAAUUCUAUAUGUUCGUUGAAAUGCAGCUCAUUCCCUGUGUUUUAGUUCGAAAUGUUUGGAUUUACCGCUUAAAGCGUUUUAUUGACUUUUAAGGUUUAACUUUAUUCUUUUUCAUAUCAGGGUCUUUGAUUACUGAUUUAAAGAGCGGGGCUUUCAGGACAUUUUAGUGUCUAGGAAUUAAACUUGAAGUAUCGAUAUAUGAGGCUUCUAAGAGCAGCGGUGGAAAUGAAUAAACGUCUUGAGUUUAUGCAAAUAUGACUGAAUUUUUCUUUAAUUGUAAUGCAUUUUAGAUGCAAAGCCUUAAAUCGCUGAUUUAAAGGAAAAUGCAUCAGCAGGAUCUAACAAAUACAAUGUUUACACUCGGAAACACCUAAAAUCUUUUCGCAAGAGCAGGUUACAUUAAUCUCUGCUACUGAUCCAGUACGAUCAUCUGUUUUUCCUGAAAUUUAUAAAUCAAUUUGCUUAAUAAUAAAGGUGUAAGGCACUGACAGCUGAAAAAAGUGCUUGGAUUAAACCCAAAAACAUCCUAUACAAGGUAUAAUAAUAGAAAUUCUGACUCUUUUUAAGUGAAUCAAAUCAUUUGACUCACCAAUAAGAGUCGAUUCGUUCAGAUCCCAAAUGGCUCAUUGAUCAGUGAUUGAUCUUCUAAUGGCUGAAAUUGUUUCAUAAAAUUUUAUUCUAUCCUUUAAUAUACAAAGUAACAUUACAAAGUAGCAUCUUAAAUAGGCGAGUCGACUCUCAAGAAGAGUCGAUUCGAUAGCAAACGACACAUCACUAGUGCUGUGUGUGUAGGAGCCCUGAUUUGUUGAUUCUCUGUGCUUGAAAAUGAACUGAAUGUUCGACAGUGGAUUUUUUUUCCCCGCAUUAUCUCAAGGAAAAAGCCAGAAACUCCAACUGAUUCUACUCAGACAUUUGGGAUGACUUCUGAGACGAGACUAUGUACAGUAAAUUUUUCCUCCUCCUCCUCCUCCACCUUUACUGCCAGCUCCAGUAGCAAACACGUCUGGGAAUUUAUUUUUAAUUCACUAAAAGGACAUGCGCAUAUGCACUACAUGCAGCACGUCAUCCACACAUACUCGUUUAUAUUCCACGUGAAAGUCUAGCAUAAUGUGUGUGUGUGUGUCAUAUUUCCACCAGCACAAAUGGAGAAACAAAACCACCGGCUGGAAAACAGGCUUCAGGAAAAACACUGCUGCAGUCUGUGUGUUAAAUCCGUGUGUUAUUCGUGGAAUUAUUUUUAUCAUUUAAUUCCAGUGAUUUCAUCUUGACCUUGCAGUCCUCCCAUUUAUUUGUUCAUUGUUUCCAUAGUUUGCGGCAUUCUUAAGCAAGGCCAAGAGGAAUUUCUUCUCCAUUCUCUGGAGAACUCAGCUGCCUUCACUUUCCUCCAGCCUCCCUCAUUCGUCUCUCUCGUUCAGUCAAGUGCUUCAUUCCUCUUACACGACAUCAGUUGUACCAGAAGUAACAGUCUGUAUUUAUUAAAGACGUUUUUAUCCAUGUUUAGCUACUUUUAAUGGUGUGGAACAAGUUCCACUUAUCACUGAUGUUAUAGCAGCUGUAGUAGUUAGUUACAGUCAUUCCUUCACCACGUUCUCUUUUUUCUUUUA
Messenger RNA from Pangasianodon hypophthalmus (striped catfish), 4473 nucleotides. It is a transcript of the gene ttc13, whose product is annotated as tetratricopeptide repeat domain 13. Lineage: Eukaryota; Metazoa; Chordata; Actinopteri; Siluriformes; Pangasiidae. The transcript has 23 exons. Gene Ontology annotation, molecular function: protein binding. The record is from RefSeq and is a predicted model, not a curated record. The coding region runs from base 1 to 2481 and encodes 826 amino acids.